UUCCAAACCUUAAAAUUUUCCAACCACACACUUGGUUAAAAUUACGAAGUACUCAUAAAGUAUUUAUUGGAAGUGAUCAGUGAGGAACACAUUCUGAGGGGCUGAUAGAGAAGAAAACCUCACAUUAUGCAAGUCCCAUGCAGGACUCAUAGACUGUUAGCUCAUUCAAGCUCUGAAUACUCUCUGUAUAUGAAUAUAUUGCAACACUGUGUCGACACAAGAACUAUUACACCUGGUCUUCUUGUUCACAACCGAGUUUUGACAAAUGGGUUUUAUUCAAAUGUCCAUUUAAACACGAAACUUGUAAUCUUCUACGCCAAAUUUGGCCGAGUUCCGGCCGCUCGUAGUAUUUUUGACAGAAUGGAAGAGAAGAGUGUUGUUUCUUGGACUGCUAUGGUUUCUGGGUACACUCAAAAUGGGUGUUUCAGAGAUGCUUUAAUGGUGUUUUUGGAAAUGUGUAGAGCUGGUGUUAAACCAAAUCAGUUCGGGUAUGGCAGCACUUUGAGGGCUUGUACGGGUCUGAGAUGUUUAGAGACUGGGUUUCAGAUACAAGGGUGUAUUCAGAAGAGUAGAUUUAUUGUGAAUUUGUUUGUGCAAAGUGCAUUGAUUGAUUUUCAUUCGAAGUGCGGAAAGAUGGAUGAUGCAUGUUAUGUGUUUGAGAGAAUGUCUAAGAGGGACUUGGUGUCUUGGAAUGCGAUAAUUGGUGGCUAUGCUGUUCAGGGUUACUCUGAUGAUUCGUUUCGAGUGUUUUGUUCAUUGAUGAGAGAAGGAGAACACCCGGAUUGCUUCACCUUGGGAAGUCUUUUGAGAGCCUUAGCUGGAGGCAGUUUUAUCAUGAAGGUUAGUCAAGUGCAUGCACUCAUCAUCCAACUAGGUUAUGGAUCAUAUAACUCUCUAAGUGGCUCACUGAUCAAUGCUUAUGUAAAAUGUGGAAGUAUAGAAAAUUCUUAUCAAAUAUACAUGAGUAUGUCAGAAAAGGAUAUUAUAUCUUGCACUGCCCUGAUAAGUGGAUAUGCACAAGAAAGUAACCACGGUAGAGAUGCCCUGGAUGUCUUGAAAGAAAUGACUCGUAUGCACCUGGUUUUCGAUGAAGUCGCAUUAUGCUGUAUGCUUAAUAUGUGUGCCAACGUAGCCUCACUGAGCUUAGGAAGACAACUCCAUGCUCUUACUUUUAAACAUCAAUUUUAUAAUGAUGUGGCUAUGGGAAAUGCUCUCAUUGACAUGUAUGCAAAAACUGGAGAGAUUGAAGAAGCAACUCGUGCUUUUGAUGAGAUGGAGGAGAAAAACAUCAUCUCAUGGACAUCAUUGAUUGCUGGAUAUGGUAAACAUGGUUUUGGACAUAAAGCAAUUGAACUAUAUAAGAAGAUGGAAUGUGAAGGAUUAAAGCCAAAUGAUGUUACAUUCUUGUCCCUUCUCUGCGCUUGCAGUCAUACUGGUUUGACUAGUGAAGGAUGGGAAUGUUUUAAAGAUAUGGUCAGCAAACAUAGCAUCUUACCUCGAGAAGAACAUAUAGCUUGUUUGGUAGAUAUUUUUGCACGUGGAGGCUGGUUGGAAGAAGCUUUUCAUCUUAUAUGCAAGAUGAAUGUCAAACCGAAUGCAUCCCUUUGGGGUUCGAUUCUCGGGGCAUGUAGCACCUAUGGGAAUAUGUGUCUUGGAGAAGUAGCAGCUAAGCAUCUCUUUCAUGUGGAUCCAGAUAAUUCUGCUAAUUAUGCUGUUCUAGCAAGCUUAUAUUCUGCAACUGGUGCAUGGGAUAAUGCUGGAAACAUGAGGAAUUUUAUGAAAAAUAGAAGUUUAAAGAAGGAGCCAGGACACAGCUUUUUACAGUCUACACAGAACAAACUUAUACUUUUAUAGACAAGUUUAUAUUUCAGAAUUGUUAGCAGAAAUGAUGGCUUGUCUAAUUCUGGUGGCAGUACAAUAACACAUUGAAUUCCACAGAAUGCUCUUGGCCUUCUUAUCUUUAUGGGUUAUUUUUGCCCUAGUGGAAGUAUAGUUUUGCUGGAAAUUCUGUGAUUGAGUGAUCAACAUUGUUACAGCAGUUGCAGAGGUAUGUUGUUGAUUAAAGAAAUUAUCUGGAAUAGAACAUAGAACAUGAAGUGGAUAUGUGAUUAACAAGUUUGGGCCCAUAGAUAAAAUUCCAUAUCAUUAGCAUCUUCUAAGCAAUCUCAUAAUGACCACUAUAAUAUUCUUUCCAGUUUAAGUCGUAUUGGAAGUUUUGCAUUGUCACGGAGCAUUACCAUAGUUGAUGCUUGACUUUAUGGAAACCCUAUUAUUUUAUUUUGGAAUGGGCAACAUUACAAACGCAGACACCUACUUAAAGUAUCUUUCCACACAUGGCCGCUAGUUGUGUUAGAUAUGAGCUACACCAUAUUCCUAUAAUCCUAUUAGUUUUAUAGCUAAAGAGACACAUGCCCAUGAUGUUUUUUAAUUUCAAAAGUUGGUCUAGUUUAAUCUUAAUGAACUUAUGGAUACCUUUAUCUGGUACAUAUUUUCUGAUUAUAUCUUCUCUUAACCACACCCACAUAAGCAAGCCACCAAAACACAAAGGGGAAAAGUAAGGAAUAUUUUGAUUCUGGAUUCCAUUUAUCUGGUUAUCUGUAAAACCAGAAUGUGGUUCACAUUCUGCUUGUUGUCUUACCGUGCCUGUACAUGUAGCAGUAGACCCACACAUCCCUGUCCUAGGGCUCUCCAGUCCUAAUGAAAACCCCCCAUUAUGCAAUAUAUCACUAAACCAUUCAUGCUUUCCCGUUUACCUCAAAUUUCCCUAUUAACACACAAAUGGUCUCACAUAUAAUAUUUUACAUUAUUUUGUUUCUAGUCUUUAUCGUUUCACCUGACCAGAUUCUAAUUAUCAUACCAUUAUUACAACAAAGAAAUUUUAAGGAUAAUGGCUUCAGUGUGAACUCUACACAGAUUUCACUGUGGGACUAUACGAAUCAAUAGUCUAGAUUAAACUAUGGUAAUUGUUGACAGCACUCAACGACAUCAUAACUUAACUGUAAGCAAACACAUUAAAACUAUAAUGUUUUUAUACAGAAAUCAGCACAAUUGCCUUAAAUGCAGACCUAGACUUUUAGUCAACAACCUAAAUCAUAACUAAACCAAGACGAAGGCCACAUUAAGAAGACUUUAUUACAAACCUCACACGAAAAAACAAACACCCUAAGAUCCCAUUUAUUAUUAUUUUAUCUGGGAGGGCAAUCACACAUCAAGCACUAGAGUUAUUCACACGCACACACAAGAUGAAAAUCAACAUGUAAACACACAACAUAGAAAGUAGUUAUGUAUGUUUGAUUCAGACUUUGGGAGCAGCUUGGUUGGUCUGGGCAUGUGAACGAGCUUUGAUGAUGAAGAAUCCCAGGGUGUGUCCAGCCACAGCGGCUAUGAAGAUACCUAUGUUGAAGGACAUGACAGAGAGCAUGACCAGAUAAACAAAACCGAUUCUGAAAGCAUAGACACUGGCUUGAAUGGCACCCGCCUUGAUGGGGCUGGUGCCGGCUUUUACAGUAGGAGAGACUGACAAAACCUCAGCAGCUACAGCUAUCAGAAAGAUUAAGAAGAAAGCAAGCAUAUACAUCCCAAGAUUCUGGUUUGGCCAACCAGAGAACAAGAUUACAGCAUCUUUUCCCCAGUAAAGGCUCGAGUGCAUCAUCGCCUCUGUUGUGUUUCUCAGGUCGCCACCCAUUCCGGGCAUGUUGCUGCCACUCAUACCAGGCAUGUCACCACCACCCAUAAUGUCCACAUCGUCGUGAUUAUGUCCCUCAUGUGACAUUUGCUUUGAGAGAAAGAUUAGAGACUUGGGGUGAUUUGGGUUUUGGCAGUUAUUAGCUUUUCUUGUUUGUGUUUGUAUACAUGUAAUCUAAAUGGAAAGAGGAGCUGGAAAGCAACAUCUUGGAAGUGCUGACAGGUUUGGGAAGUGCAAGAAGAACGUUUGAUUGGUUAUAUACAUAUUUAUUUAUGCUUCAUGGUUUCUGUUAGUUUUUUCAUUUGUUUAUUAUUGUCACUCUAAAGCUCUACGAAAGUGAAAAGAAAUGAAACCAUAUUUUAAAGCUCGACAACUUUAGUUUCUCUGCUCCAUUAACAUAUUUUUAUGAAAUUUAAGUUAUGGUUUUUCAUAGUCA
This is a messenger RNA of Humulus lupulus (European hop), 4121 nucleotides long. Its product is annotated as pentatricopeptide repeat-containing protein At3g20730. Gene Ontology annotation, molecular function: RNA binding; protein binding. Lineage: Eukaryota; Viridiplantae; Streptophyta; Magnoliopsida; Rosales; Cannabaceae. The transcript has 3 exons. The record is from RefSeq and is a predicted model, not a curated record. The coding region runs from base 127 to 1854 and encodes 575 amino acids. Gene Ontology annotation, biological process: RNA modification.